Pogonomyrmex barbatus (red harvester ant) is the source of this 6113-nucleotide messenger RNA. It is a transcript of the gene PsGEF, whose product is annotated as Protostome-specific GEF. Gene Ontology annotation, cellular component: plasma membrane; nucleus. Lineage: Eukaryota; Metazoa; Arthropoda; Insecta; Hymenoptera; Formicidae. Gene Ontology annotation, molecular function: protein binding. The record is from RefSeq and is a predicted model, not a curated record.
GUCAGUGUAGAGACGGCCGUUGAAGUGCCACAUUACGGACACCUUAGUGCCUUACGAUACCUCGAACGUGAUCCGAAUAGUGUGGACGAUUAAAACUUGUGUUAUGUGGGACAUCGUGUUUUCCAAAAAGUGAUUCGUUUUUGGUUGCUGAAUUUUAAUCUGAUGUUUAGCUGAGUUUUCUAGUGCCAAGGACGCACGUCUAAAGAUGCUGAAGUGGACGGUUUCGAGAUCGUUGUCGACAACCAGUUCGACACCCCACGGUCCGCCCACUUUGAACAAGCCUGCUCGCCGGCCAUUUCGGGAUUUAUCUAACACACCGCCGACGUCUGCUAGCUGUCGAACUAGGCAGGUAUCUGCACAGAAUGUAUCGAACACGUCCAGAACAACGCCGGCUCGGAGGAGAAGAUGCAGGAGUAACGGAACUGACUUGAGGACGUAUUUUCAGGCGACGAAACCACAUCUGAGAUCAAGUAAACGCCAGUCCGUGUCACAAGGAACGGAGAAUUCCCCAGUGUCUGAGAGCUUCUAUCAAAGCACACCGAGAGUGGACACCGACAUCGGACCGCUCAUGUAUUAUCCACCCGGUAGCAAGUGCUCGACCGCUCUGACCCUACCGACAGAUCCUACACUCUUCAUGAACAGUUGCACCAAAAAUUUCCAGAGCGACAACGAGCUACCGCAGAAUGUCGUCAAUGAGGCGCGAGCGAAUUUGCAAUCCCAUGUUUCCGAUUUCUUUCAACAAAUCUCGAUGGCGACCAGUCCCGAAGACGUGAUGGAGGCGGGCUCCAUGCCUUUGGGUGAAAAGACCAAGAACGCCUAUUCUCAGAACGUUGAGCAGAAGGCAAAAAUAGUGAGAACGCCAUACUUGCCAAAGCUAGCGAAAAUCACGAAGAUCCAUGCACGAUGUCGAACGCCUUAUCACACUAAACUUGCUCAAGCAAUUAGUCCUUUCAAGCCGAAGAUUGCUCAAGGACACACGCCACUCGUCGGAAAAUUGUCAAGUCUUACUAUAGAUCAAGAUUUGCCGAAGUAUGAAAAUAUGGACAACACUGUGACGGAAGUGCUUCACAGAGAGCAGGAAGUCAAUUUUGGAAGUAAAACGGUAGCGGAAAUUCUCUUGGGUGAUGCUGAGGAAAGAAAUAAAAUUCUGGAGGCGUCGUGCGAAAAACGAUCAGAUUCAAAGAUGACAAAUCAUACGUACGAGACUAUCGCGGAGGUGAUAGAGGAAGAAUCGCCGGCGCGCAACGACAGCUCCAUUUCGUCGGUCAGUCAACUCCUGGAGGAUCCCUCACCGGUGUCUUGGGCUUUCACGUCACCUUUGAACGAUCUUGAGGGUGAGUUCACGCUGAAGAGGCAACGUGGCAUUCGCCGGAAACGUCCGCGAAAGGAUGGCGACAAAGAGGUGGACGGCAAACGUGCCAAGAGGAGUCCUUCAAUUAAGGAGAAUCAGGUCACUCUGAUCGAAGCCGUCAAUCCAAAUGUGAAGAAGCUAGCAUUAGAAACAGAUCUUGAUUUGACCUUGGAUGAAAAGCACAUGCCGGCCACGAAGGUGUCUUUCUACAGCAUUGAAGAUCGUAAGGAGGAGGACAUUAGCAGGAAGACCAGUUCAUGGGAUCUCGACAGCCCGAAGUCAUCCAUGAUGGAUGAUAUUAAAAGUCCGACAGUGGAGAAAGGAAUUUCAGAGAAGUAUAUUCACAAAAAAGGGAAAAGUUUAAUAAGGUGCAAGGACCUGAGGCGGGCGUACGAAGGACCGGUGCACGCAUACGUAAAGGCAAGUCUGAAAAAUAUCAGUGGCGAGGGAGUUGUCAAGAGAACCGCAGUUCAUCGCGCCACGCCGAAUCCGGUGUUCCGCGAGACUCUUAUACUCCCCUGCCCGGCAUACAACAGUCACUGCACCGGUCACAGGCCCACGUCCCUGGACAUCGCCGUCUGGCACCGGGAUCGUCGUGCAAGGAGGCUUAACAAGCACGUGAUGCCUCGUGUACGAGAUAGUAAUCUUUCGACGUACGCCAGGGCAAUACGACAGGAAGAGAAUUUGCAGGAAGCGACAUGGCACCCUCUGGAAGCCGGAUCCGUCCGAAAUACGAGCACCCCUUUCGCGGGUGUACCUCAAGACUGCGUCGUGUCAUCGCCAUUAUCCAAGGAUGGCGAGCCAGAUAAUAACAACUCAGGAACGGACGAUCUCAUGUAUCUGAGGCAUUUGGAACUAGAACCGGUCGAUCCGCUUACAGGCCUACCUUUACAUCCGGGUUUCACUGCGAGGGGCGGUAGAACGCCGUGUACCAUCACGAGAAGGCUGCUAAGGCAAACUUCGGUCAAUCAAAUCCCAUGGGGAUUCUCGCUGUCGUGGGGCAGACCACCACGAGUGGAGCGCGUGGAUCCGGGAAGUCCAGCGGAACGCUCCGGCUUGCGGCCGGGUGAUCAUGUGGUCUUUGUAGAGACGACGAACGUCGUGACAAAACCGCGAGACGAAAUUCUGGGCCUCAUCCAGGCCGCCACGAAUCAGCUGGUGCUAGAGGUAUAUCGCAAAGGCGGUGCUCAUUCCGGCCCCCAUCACAGGCCCAGCUCGGUGAACGCGACUCUUCAACAUUCCUCCGCUGUCGGCCCCAACGUUCAACACUCAGUCACGUUCAACGCCGAGGUCUUUCCGAACUUGGCGCCUGACGCGCCACCCGAAGAGGAAUUAGCUGUACGUGAGACCAGAUAUUGGGGCGUUUUAAAGAGUGGUCACACGCGCUUCAUGGUCCCGUUAUGCGAACGACGUGAUGUCCUGUCGGCGGCAGACUACCUGAUCCUCUUUCAGAACUUGGAUGAACUGCUCAAACUGUCCGAGGAGAUCAGGGACGAAGGCGGCGGUGUCGAUAGCUAUCUCUAUAGAGUUCCUAAAAUCACAGCUGCCUACCGAAGAUACCUCAGUGGCCUACAACGUGCCUGUUGUCUGUUGGUCGCUCUCAGACGGAAUACGGCCUUCGCCAAGCUGGUCUGCGAACCCGCUGUACCCCACAAACGGCGCCCUGAUCUCACCGGGGUGCUGCUUCUACCCUUAGAACACUACAGAGAGAUGACGAGAUUGUUGGGCCAGGCGUCACCGCGAAAUUGUCAACAAGCGAGAGACUUGGCCCAGGGUUAUAGAGAAGCUACGGCUAACGCGGGUGUCAUGGAGCCCCCGCGAGACACCGGAAGACCCUUAUUGAGUUUGCAGGAGGUGGAAUCUCGAUUGGUAUUCGCGAGAUGCAAGCCCUUUACCUUAGCAAUGCCGGGAAGACGAUGGCUGUUCGGCGGAGCUCUUGCUAAAGUUGAAGGUCGAGCGCGACUGCAACCAUCCUGGGCGCUACUGCUGACCGAUCUUCUGGUGUUCGCGCGGGUAUCGCGGGACCGUGUGCUCUUCGUCACCGAGGAACCUCUGCGAUUGUCCAGCAUCGCCGAGGCGUGCUUCACCGUGCGAAAGAGACCGACGGAAUUUCGGCUGCAGGUCGCUAUAAACCCGAACGGCAGCGCGGACAAUGGUCACACCGAGACGAUAAACAGCGGCGGUUGCAGUCCUCACAGUCGACCCAGAAGACGCGUUCUUAUUCUUCGCGCGCCGACAGCGGAGCUAAAGGCCGUCUGGCAUAAUCUCCUUCAACGGCAAAUCAUCUAUGUGAAUACAGGCUGUGGUUUGGGCUCGUCGGAUCAGGACAGCCCUGAAGAGAAUCUGGUGGCUAGCAGCAAUUUCGCCACCACCAGAGAGUCCACGGAAAGCUCGCAGAUCGCGAGAGAACCUCAGCAACCUGACGAAGAGGAAAAAGAAUCGCAUUCUGGCGAAAGCCUGGAAACGAUCCUAAAAGACUCCCGAGAGAACAAUCAUCUAGCGCAAUGGGUGCGCAAUUCGCAUCAAAUUCCUCCUCCGGAUCACGAGGGCUCCUUCGAAGAGUGGACGGCUGAGGAAUUGGCGGCCAGAACUCCUCGAGAGAGCAACAGCCGGUCUACCAGCCAGGACACCGCAACGGAGGAAGUCACCACGGCAAAUUCUGACGUGGAGCAACAGAGCACCGCGUCGAGUGCAAGUCUGAGUACCGUGAAAUCGAACAGCGUAACGCGAAAAAAUGGCAGUCAUAUAUCCUCAAAGGAGAACUCGAUGAGCUCCAUCAGUAUCUGCCGAAGGUGUCACAGAUCGGGUUGUCCUACGCCACCGUUGCAGAGGGAUCCGUUUUCUCCAUUACCUCCAAAGAUCUCGGUUCUUCCACCGACUCCCGAUCUCUGUACGAGACACAGAUUGCGAAAUGGAUUGCAUGAUAGUCCAGGACGUAAUAGUCCUAGUUACACGCCUGCGGAUGGCAACACCGAGGAUGGCAGCGAGGAUGAUCUUGAUUGUGAUGGAGAACCUCCUUACAGAGCUUUGAGAAGAUUCGGCACAAUGAGCAGUCUGGAUCAAGAUGACGAGCUGGACGAGCAGGGGGACGAUGAUAAUCGAGACUCAGAAUCGCCGCCAUCCGGUUUGAGAGCGUGGACCGCUCGAGCGAGUAGCUACGUUGUCAGCAAGAUGGUUUUGCUGGAACAACUUAGCGAAGGUGUCGGUGGUUACCUUCUUCAACCGCCGGUACCCCCAGAACGAACCGAGUUCUCGUUGGAUCCAAACGAUGAAGAGGGUACCACGUCCGGGGCGACUUCCGGCGAUGAUAUAUGGGGCACGCCAACUUCCGGCGGACCGGACGAUGAAAGCUUCACCGCCAACUCGCCGCCGCCGAACGGCUGCAGCAGCAGCGGUGGUGCGGCGAGCGCUGGUACCAUCGGUGAGGACAAUUACGGCCUAAAUCUAUCAGCGGAGGACGACGCCGAUCAGGAAUCGGAGAACGAGGAUUGCUCGUUGCCGGAGCUGAGCAUGGAUCAGUUGCUGGGCGGUAGUGGUAGUCUGGGUUCGCUGCGUUGCUUCCUGGGCAGGAGGCGGCUGGAGCCGCUGCCGGAGGAGGAGGAUUCGCCUGGCAGCGGCAAGCACCAGGUCGGAUGGUGGUGACAGCGGUUUCAAACGGCGUCCAAGUCGAGCGUCGGUGCGAGCGCCGAGGAGCGCGAUCGUGUCUUCGCGAAGCUGAGCCAGGAGGACGAGGAGUUCCGCCGGAAGAUCGUCGAUCUGCACCGUAAGCUGUCGGACGUGGACGCGGACGCGAGUUACGCGGCAUCGGAGGUGACCGGGUUGUCUAAGAGUUCCAAGGAGGCCGAACGCCUGAGGGAAUUGGAAGCCGUCGCGAGAAGAGCGGAGGAGACCAAUUCUCGCAAUGCCGAGGAGAUGAACGCCGAGAGGAGACGGGAAGCGAUGCGGAGGGAAGACUCCGCCGAGGGGAGCGACAGGAGAAAACACAGAAGUAGAAAGGGUGAACAACUGAGAAGAUCGAGGAGAUUCGAAGAGGACUUUGACGAUCAGAACGGGAGGACAAGUCCGUCCAGCACCGGCGAAACGAAUUUUCUGAAUAGACUGAGGAUAAAGAGACGGAGCAUGAAAUUAUUGAGCUUUCUGAGCGGAAAAGCGGCGGACAGAUCGCAGGAGGAGAGAGCGGCGCGAUUAUUAAGAAUGUACAUGCCGGAAAAGAGCGGCGCCAGAUCGACGCAGAACACAAUCUCAAUUCAUCAUACGUCGAGGGACAGACGCUUCUGGAAACUGCGCAAUCGGAGACGAACCAGUUCCGCGUAAAUUCGUAAGAGCCAUCGUGAGUGAUGCUUUACUCGUGGGUCACGCCCGUUUGCUAUCGACCGUCGACUAUAAAAGCGAUCGUGUCGCUUUAUGCGAAAAAAAAAAACAUGGCUAAAAAGGUGUCAUAUUUUGUAACGAGAUCAUUACGCAAUAACUGUUCAUCAUUAAAAUUACAAAUAAAAGAUUACAAUACAAUACGAUGAGCCAAAUUCAUGUAAAAGUCACGGCGUUGUAUUAGUUUGAAAAAAAUUAUUAAUAUACUAGAAUAUAUACAUAUAUAUUAGUAAUAUUAAUAUCAGAAGGGGGGAGAGAUAUAAUGAUAUAAUGAUCACUGUGAUAGCAUAGAGGACGAUUAGAAUCAAUCACAAAUACGCUUGAAGAUGCGAAUGACUAAUGAAAUAUGACACACGAGUAAAUCGUUGCUCAAAAAAUCGUACAUUAAAGAGAA